Messenger RNA from Schistosoma rodhaini, 3074 nucleotides. Lineage: Eukaryota; Metazoa; Platyhelminthes; Trematoda; Strigeidida; Schistosomatidae. The record is from the annotation of a GenBank genome assembly.
AUUUGAACCAUUUGAAAUGCUCUUAUUGAAGCAGAGACAAAGUUAUGGAUUUGACCUACAAGCUCAAGGCUACUUCCAUUGACCUUGAUCUACUUGAGGUCCGAUUCGAUAUUUUAUUUGUUGUUCAUAUUCUUCUUGGGAUGUGUUGAUAGACAAAUUAAAUGUCCUAGGAAGGAAUUUUGAUCCUCCUUUGGGUUUUCUAUUUAGAUGAACUACCACUUUCAUCAUUUAGGCCCAUGAAGCAAGUACCCAGUACUCAAGAUUCAUCCUAUGAGUUUGAAAUAAAUACUGUCGGGCCUUCAAGCUCAUUCAAUAAAACAAUUCAAGCUAUUUCAACUGAUUGCUCAAAGAUUUCUUUUUCCUUGCCUCCUGCGAGCAAAUAUGUUCCGGGAUCUAGUCCUUCCAUACAUAAACUCCCGUUUGAUGUGAUUCUAGAGAUUUUCAAGCUUCUUCCAGCCUCCGACUUACUACACAAUGUUCCAGCUGUCUGUCAGUUGUGGUAUUAUGUGUCUUUAACCCCUGUUCUUCGCACUCGUCUUGUUCUACGACGUCAGAUACCAGCCGAAUUAAUUACCAAAGCUAUUUCCAGUCGGCCGAUGCUUCGAGUUCUACGCUGUCUGGCACUUAAACAUGCGGAAUCUGUACUGCCGGAUGCUAUUAAGCUUUGUCCCUUGCUUACAUGCCUUAAUAUAGGGUUUAGCACAUUGAGCGAGCGAGCAACAACUAUCCUCGUCAAUAAUCUCCCACCAACAUUACUGCAUCUCAACGUUGAAGGUGUAAAUACUAUAGAGAUUGAUUUCAUUACUACUUUAGUACUUAGGUGUCCGAAAUUAGAAGCACUCAAUCUGUCACAUUGUGUUUCAGUGUGUGAUACAUGUGUAAAAGUAAUUUCAAGUGGACUACACAAUCUACGCCGUCUAAACCUGGAUGGCGUUCUUUGGAUUACAGACACCGGUGUUUUACAUCUGGCCGACAGUGAAGCUGUACGUAAUGGUAACCUUGAUGCAAUAUGGUUAGAUGGUUUUGAACUUUCAAAUUCCGGAUUAAAUGAAUUUAUUGUUCGAUUGGAAUGUGCUACAAAACGGACACCAGAAUUUGAAGAUCUUAUAAAUCCAGAAAUUGAACACCAUGUAAUCGGAAUUCAACAACUGUGGAUUAGCUUUUGUGAUCAUGUUGAAGAUGAAGCAGUUAAAUCCAUAGCUAACCUUUCAAAUCUUGUCGCUCUUACAUUGAGGAAAACUCAUCAAGUCAGUCCUACCGGUUUAAGCUCAUUAUUUGUCUCCAAAAGUUUAAGUCAUUUGGACCAUCAAUUAAAGUUGAGGUAUCUUGAACACUUGGAUUUAAGUGAAGCACCUGGUUUGAAUGAUUCAGUAGUAAUGGAUAUUUGUAGCUGUUGUGGUAGUCGCUUACGCUUUCUUACCUUAAACUGGUGUUGGGAAGUUACUGAUAUUGGUGUGAACCAAAUAAUUGAGAUAUGCAGUUCUUUACGCCAGCUAAGCCUUAUUGGGAAUUCCGUUAUUCAAGGAAAAGCAUUUGCUGAUAUCCCGUUAAAAGUACCUCAUUUAGUGAUAUUAAAUUUGACUCAAUGUAAUCACGUUGUUGAUAAUAUACUUGAAGAUCUUUCACUUAGAAUGCCAAAUUUAUAUGUAUUUGACUUCUUCGGUGAACGUGUCGGUGGAGGACUGAAUGAUAUUUGCCACUUUGAUAUAUCUAGAGCAUUGGGCAAGGUGCCCAUUUGUACAGAUUAACUAGUUGUGUUCAAAAUUAAUCAAAUUACUUCAGCUUUCUAUUCAACAUUUUACUAGUUAUUAAUUAAUCUGUGAUAUUUACAUCUAAGUCCUAUCCACACUAUCUAAUCCUCUUAGUUUUCCUAUUUUUCGUUGAUUCUGUGUCAUUACAGCAUCGUAUUUAUUAUCAAGAUAACAUGUAAUUAUUAAGCAGAUUUUGUCCAUUCUUUUAUAGAAAUCUUGUACAUUUUCUUUGUUAUUGACAAAUUACGGCGCAUACAAGUGCACAUUGUGUUUGCCAUGAAGGCAAUAAAAAUGCUUUAGCUAGUGAUAAAACUAGUUUAGUAUGGGGAAAUUUCUUUACAUGUUGUCAUGCUGGAUAAAAAUAAGAUUUCUAUUUUGUGAUUGAAAUUUAUUUGACAUUUUUUGCAUGUUUUAAAGUUGAUGAAGCUGUAUCAUAUCCACUUCCACUUUUUAUUCUCAACUAUUCCAAGUUUAUUGUUUAGUAAUUGUUGCAUAAUACCUAUUUUUGUUAAGAAGAAACAAUACACACUAAACAUGUGUUUAGCCUGUCCUUAGAGAAGGUAGUUCAAUUUUUUAUUGAUUAAAAGUGCAUACGAAUGAAAAAAGAUGUAAUUUCAUGUUAGUGACUAUUUUACAUGAAACAGUUGCGGAAAUGAUAAUUUCCUACAAAAUGACUAAUAAACCAACUCAUUUAACUUGUGCUAAUUAAAAAUAGAAAGCUCUGAUCAAUGUCUAUACUGAUCAAAUACCGACAUGGUCUUCAAUUGUAGCACUGUUCUUGUUCGAAACAAGAGUAUUCUUGAGAUUGCAACAUAAGAUCAUUAAUAGAAUCCUUUUUCAAGACUAUCAAAUAGUAAACAGUUUUCAUAACAGAACUCUUAAACAAUACGGUUUCACACAAUUAAGGUGAAAAUCAUCCAUUACUACCGUAUUAUCGUGCCACAUUUCUAAUGUUAUAUAGAAGCACGGAUAAGUUCCUACACUUUUUGUUACCAGACACUAAUACACAAUUGCUGAAUUUCGGAACAUUAUCCCUGAUAACCCUAGGCUUAUAGCUUUGAUGUGACCAAAAGUACAACAGUUUUAUGGUUCUCACAUAGUACUGCCGUUUUGUUUUCUGCAGUUUCCUUCAUCGUUCUUUUACAUAACAGCGAGAAACGUAUCAGUGCAGUAACUUUGUUUUAUAAAAUUCACAGGAUUCGAGUUUUCUCAAUAUCUAAAUAAAAGGUUCCAUAAUUUGAUAGAUGUUGUAUGUAUAUCGUUUCAACUUGUUUUGUCAUUUCAUAAAAAAACGAACGAUGAACAAGCUGAAGCCCAUGUAGC